CCGAACGGUUCACCGGGGCCGCAUCCGAGCCACGAAUCUUCGAGCAUAGCACACAUACACGCGUACUAGUGGUUGGUGUACGCGCGCGCGCCCACCCGCCACAUCUGGUGGUCCCAUGAGAGUGAUCGCGUGACUUGAUCCUCAUCAUCUGCAGCAGCAGCAGCAGCUGAGCAUCGUUGUGUGGUGAAUAGUGAAUCUGUGCUCCCCUUGCUCGUGACUUGGUGUUGUUGGCCCUUGUAUUGUUGUCGUUUGUCGCGUUUGUUACCGCCAAGGUAAGGGAUAGGACCGCCGAAAAACCAGAGAGCGGCGUUGGAAGCAAGGGCGGUUCGCCGCGCACUGAUCGGAAUGUCACUGGCGUGUUGUUGUUAUUGUUAUUGUUAUUGUUGUUGUUAUUGUGUGGUGACCGGUAAAGCGUGAGAGUGUACGGCGCAACUCCACAUCUGCUUUCCUCCAUCACCACCUCUUCUAAUUGGAAGACAUCAUCACCGUGUGGACCAUUCUUCAAUCAGCCUCAGUUCGCUUUGAGAGAAACAGAUUAACGAAUUCACGUGUUUAUGUGUAUCCUGGCCCAGGUCUCUGUGUGUGUAUGGCACGACCGAAUGAUAAGGAAGGACACAACGAAAGUGAAACCGAUUGUUGUUGUAGAACCGAAACGCUCGUUAAUCUGAGUAGCCAGUACCAGCGUCCACUCCGGAAAAAAAAGUCCCUGUGAAUGCCGUACGGUAAUGUAGAGCAACGGUUGGCGCCGACUCGCAAGCGGAACGAUACGGCGGCGCUACUCAGCAUGGAGCAGCUCGAGCGGGAAAUCCGCAAGGAGAUCGACGAGAUGAACACGAGCGUAUCGCUGGUGGACCGGCUCGAGGCGGGCGACACGAUGGACGAGGAGCGACGGGAAGAGCUGUUAUCGUCGACCCGGGCCGCCUUCGACAGCAACGUGAACGCGAACAACGUCAAGAACAGCCUCACCGACUCGCAGAUCUCGAUCAUCUCGAAGCACGACGGCUACCUGGACUCUGGCCACUUUUACAGCACACCGUCGGCUGCUGAUAAGGAACCGAGCGGGGGCGGCAGUGGCGGUGCAGUAAAUCUAACAUUCGAUCCGAGCGGCGAAGAACCACACCUCGGCCACCAGGACGCACCGGCCACUGCACUCCGAUGUUCGACCAAGAAGAAGGAGCGCGCUGCGGAGGAACAGCGGCAGGGAGGCGAGAAUGCGCCGGGCAAGCAGACGGCUUCGGCGAAACAGUCAGCGGCGAAGCAGCACCAACAGCCCGCUGGGGCAAAGGGCCAACAGCAGCAGCAGCAGCAGCAUCAGCCACCCGGAGCCUCGCUGGCCAAUCUGCUGUUCGCGAACAAUGCGGACGCCGGUGCGGCGGCGGCGGCCAAGCGCAACAGCAGUAGCAAGCUCCCGUCGACGAUUGGGCUCGGUUUGGUGCAGCUGGUGUUGAGCGUGAUGUUGGCCGCACUCGGUGGCCUCGUGAUCGCCCGGAAUGCGUCCCUGGCGAUGGCCGGUACCGGGCUAUGGUGCGGGGCGAUCGCCGGUAUCGCCGGUUCGCUCGGGCUCAUGAACAUCAAGAUGGCGAAGACGGGCUUCCUGGCGGUCAACCUGAUCUGCGUUGCCUCCAGUACGCUCGGGCUCGCCCUCGCCGGUAUCGGCGCGGUCCGGGAUGCCAAUAUGGCUCAGCAGGAUGAGCAAAUUUGGGGUGCGGUCACAGCCGGAACCGGACUGCUGGUGACACUGGCCAUACACUUCCUGGUGAGCGUGUUCUCCGUCUACUACUCGGCCCUGAAGCUCUGCUCUAGACCUUCACAGAAACACCAGAUGCUGGAUAACGUCAUGCACAGCAGCUCUCAGGCGUUCAUGACGCAGCAGAAGGUGGAAGAUUACAUUAAUUCGCUGCGCAUGGAACCGGGUAUUAAGGAUAUGAUGUACCAGACGAUGCUGAAGCGAAGCUGCGGAUCGAUGUACGGCGAGAAGCACCGGCUGGGCGACUCGAACUAUAGCAACGGUAACUCGCACCGGCUCAUGCUGGUUCCUGCCGGCGCCGGCAAUGGGCUGCCGUCGAUGAUUCCUAUGUACCCGGGCGUGCAAUCGGGAUCGCCCAGUAACUCCUCGAUGAUGUAUCCGCCUUCUAUGAUUCCGCACGGGCUGCCGCAAUAUCAGCCUUACCCGGAGAGUGCGCUGAUGGAGGCGCAAAUAUCCCGGGCUAACCGGAAGCGAUCGACGAUGCGCAUGAACCACGAACGGAACAGUGCGGAAAUGGAACGGCCCCGGCGCAAGUCGGACUCCGAUCUGGAGAAAACGUUCACGUACACCGGGCUGGAUCGCGACAUUGCUGACAGCUACUUGGCGAAGGAGGAGGAAAAGCUGACCAGCAGCAUCGUCAGCAACAGUGGACAUCAUCCUUCACCGCCACACACGUACCACCACGAUCUGAUGCUGAUCGAUCAUCGAACAAACUUCGAGCAAUACAAUGGCAUCAAUAUGUGAGCAGCGAACCAUUAGAGUUCAGGGAAGGU
Messenger RNA from Anopheles aquasalis, 2520 nucleotides. RefSeq lists its product as uncharacterized. The record is from RefSeq and is a predicted model, not a curated record. NCBI's taxonomy places the organism in Eukaryota, Metazoa, Arthropoda, Insecta, Diptera, Culicidae.